This is a messenger RNA of Pichia membranifaciens NRRL Y-2026, 2121 nucleotides long. RefSeq lists its product as hypothetical. Bases 1 to 2121 code for a protein of 706 amino acids. The transcript has a single exon. The record is from RefSeq and is a predicted model, not a curated record. Gene Ontology annotation, biological process: transmembrane transport. Gene Ontology annotation, molecular function: transmembrane transporter activity. Lineage: Eukaryota; Fungi; Ascomycota; Pichiomycetes; Pichiales; Pichiaceae. Gene Ontology annotation, cellular component: membrane.
AUGGGGAGCAGGAAUCACAAGAAGAAGAUAGUGCUGAAGCGGGGGGAGCCGCAAUUCGAGAACGCCUUCCUGCUAGGGUCCUCCGCAGAUACAGUGAUGCAGCAGGACAGCGGGGACGGGCACAGCAACCACCACCAGGGCAGCAAGAAUCGGCACCUGUACCACAGCUUGAACCUAAUGCACAUCCAGAAGAAGCAGGCGUACGACUAUGCAAUCUUGAACGACGACAUUGCGGAAGAAGCGGCGCUUCUGUCGUCAAGCGAAGGCGGGUACGACGCCGAACUCGAUGAUGAUCGUCAGGAAGACUCGACGGGGAGCGUGGACCUUAACUCCGUUGAUGGCAUUGACGACCGUAACUAUAGGGGGUACUACAUGUCGACGGUGACGGGUGGGGGUGAGGAUGGCUGCGAGAUAGAGGACGGAGACGGCGCCCACGACGACGAAUCGGUGCUCUCGGAGGUAAGCGAUUCGGUGCUUCUUCUUGAGGAGAGAGAGUUCCACGUGAACAUGAAGUGGCACAAGCGGCCGUCCGUAUUCAUGAUCUCGUGCAUCUUAUUUUUCUACUGCUACUCGUCGAACUUCGCUAUGGCGCCAGAGCUCCAGCUCGUGCUGCGGGCCGUCUGCUACAUGUACAACGGCAACAACUUGGACAACUGCGGCUCCACGGGCGUGCAGCAGGCGAAUGCCAGCGUGCAGAAGCGUGUCGGUUUUGUCUCGUCGAUCGUGAAGAUCCUCAUUUCGAGCAGGUUGGGCAAGUUCAGCGACAUCUACGGCCGCAAGCCAGUGAUCCUCUUCACCUUUACCAUGACGGCGCUAUCCAAGUUUUCCAUGAUGUUUAUCUUGACGCCGCAGUAUUUCUCCUUUGGCCGCUACUUGGCCGGCUCCCUGCUAGACGCCUUUGGGGGCUCCAUCUUUGUGCUGUUGGGGCUCGCCAACUCCUACACCAUUGAUGUGGUGCACGAUAAAGACCGCUUGCAGGCGUUGGGGAAGGUCACCGGCGCCUUAUUUUUGGGCUUAGCUCUCGGCCCAUUGUCGUCGUCAAUGUUGUCUUCACUGAUCGAGAUCAAGGGCAUCCAUUUUCUCGGCCUCAGCACCGCCUUGAUGGUGGUGUCGAUCCUCGUAGUGAUUUUUUUCAUUCCAGAGUCACGGAGUACUAAGCUUAAGGCAAAAUCUAGAAGAAGCUCCAUCAGGUCACAGAGAGAAUUGGAAACAAAUCCUUCGUGGGUCUACACCCUUGGUCUGUCCACAUUCUUGGAAUCCUUCAACUCGUUGAAACUUCUAUGGAUCACACGGCCGUUGAAUUUCAAGCCAAACUCAGCCGGCUCGGAGUCCUCUAGUGAGGUGGCGGAGUUAUUGCCACCCUCAAGAAACAAGUUCACUUCGAGUAGCAGCAAUGGCAAUUUCAGCAGUAGCAGUAACACUGCUAGCGCCAACAUUAAUAUCAAUAACAACAACGGCAGCGUCAAUGGCAGCACAACCAUAAAUGUGAGCUCUUCAGAGUUGGACUUCGCUGCUCGCAUUAAUGUAUUAUUGUUGCUAGCGGUGGAAGUGUUAAUGAACUUCUGUAUUACUGGUGCUUCUACGCCUCUUGCGCUCUACCUAAUUUACACUUUUGAAUUGGACCAAGCACAGUUAAGUCUUUUUGUGGGUGUGUCCUUUGGUUUUAGAGCGUUGGUUUUGACAGCAUUCAACCCUUGGCUACAACACCAUUUCACCAGGAUAUUUGACCAUGACUCCUUCAACGUGGAUUUUAUUGACGUCUCUUCCAUUGGUUUCGCAAUAGCAUGUGAGCUUGUUGCCGCACUUUUAUGUUCAUGUUCUGUGUCAGUGGUAGCGGUAUGCUUCUAUGUGUUUUUUUCAUCAACGGCAGCCAUUGGAUCCCCAAUUCUUCAUUCUGCCUUGCUCAAAUAUAAUUCUAGCCCGGGGAAAAACGGUGAGUUCUUCGGAGCGCUCGCUUUGAUUAGAAACAUUACUAACUUGAUUUCCCCAUGGAUGUUCUUGAGUGUCUACUCCUUCGGUAUCAACAUCGGAAAGCCACAAAUAAUCUUUUACAUAGUUUUUGUUCUUUUCACUAUCUCCGCAUUCUUGUUGGGUAACUUGAGAUUCAAAUCUUUCCACUAA